Stylophora pistillata is the source of this 2238-nucleotide messenger RNA. Its product is annotated as melanocyte-stimulating hormone receptor. The record is from RefSeq and is a predicted model, not a curated record. Gene Ontology annotation, biological process: G protein-coupled receptor signaling pathway. Lineage: Eukaryota; Metazoa; Cnidaria; Anthozoa; Scleractinia; Pocilloporidae. Gene Ontology annotation, cellular component: membrane. Gene Ontology annotation, molecular function: G protein-coupled receptor activity.
AGUCCCCAACUAAUUACAUAUGCCAAACGAGUUUCGCUUCUGUUUCAGGGUACGUAAGCAGUCAGAGUUCCAUCUUGGUCGUUUCCCAUAAGUUUCCAGUUUCAUUUAAGCACGAUCUUUUAAAACGUUUCUCGGCAGGUAAACCUAAACCUUCAUGGAUUUAAAUAGCACACAGAAGUGUUACUUCCUAACAAGCUUGGAGCUAUCACACGAAGGAAGUAUCUAUGCCUCUGAAAUCGCUUUUUGUGCAGUAAACUCAGUGUUUUCUGUAAUAGCAACCACCUGGAACAUUUUAGUGAUCCUAGUGAUCUGGAAGACGCCGCUUCUCCAUUCGCCAUCGAACAUUCUUAUUUGCUGCCUUGCCUGCUCAGAUCUUGUUAUCGGUCUCUUGGCUCAACCCAUGCUAGUUACCUACAAGAUCGCUGAGCUGCAGAAUAGCGCUAACACGGCCUGCAUCGGUAGGCUCAUUCACUGGAUUGUUGGGUUUGUAUGCGCGGGAGUUUCCGUUCUGACAAUUUGCGCCAUCUCGGUGGAUAAAGUAGCUGCUUUACACUGGCAUCUUCGUUACGGAGAAAAAGUCACAGUUGUACGUGUUUUGAGAAUUAUUUGCGCUUUCUGGUUAUUUUGCAUUUCUACGGCAGUUUCUCUCUUCUUGGCCGACACAGAUCGCUACUGGACGCUUGUUCCGUUACCCGUGCUUGCGGUGACUUUGACUACUACUUUUGUAGCAUACAUCAAAGUAUUUAAAGUGCUCCGACGCCAUCAGAAACAAAUACAGUCCCAGACUCGGUCUGCGUGGGAAGGAGUCAAUAUAAGAAAAUACAAAAAGUCUGUUAUUACCAUGGUUUAUUUGUUAGCGAUGUUUCUGGUUUGUUAUACUCCGUUCUUAAUGGCAAUGGCUGUUCGGCUUCUGGUUGGUUACAGUUCUGGUGUAAAAAUGGCUUACGAGUGGGGAGCAACGAUUGUUUAUUUAAAUUCAUCGUUAAAUCCUUUAGUGUACUGGCUCAGAAUGCAAGAUAUACGUCUUGCAACGUACAACGCCAUCAGAAAAAUACUUGGGAACGAGAGCAGAUUUGAGAGUAAAGUUUUGCAAUUCAGCAAUUGGAACAUUUUUAAUGAUAAUAAUGUAAGCAAGUCUCGAUUUGACAUUUCGCAAGCUUUUCGAAAUUGACUGCCGAUCAAACUAAAUACAAAUUUCAUUGUGUGCAAGCUGUCUUUGAUGUUUAUUUGGACUUCGAAAACCUCAUGGUGAAUAUUUUUUUUCGUGUAAAACGACAAUACUUUACAGCUGCCUGCGAUACCGAGCUUUUGCAUGAAGGUCUGUUAAUAACAGAAAGGUCAGUUGUGAUGAGAAAAUUUUUGAAACAUCAAAGGAAAGUAAGAGAAACAGAAAAGAUUUUUAUUUUAACAUGACUUUAAAAUCAAUUUUGUUAUCAUUGCAUUGCUUUUUAUAACCAUCGUUAAAACUUGAAAUGCUUCUGUGGCUCGACAUACAUUUCCCUUAAAGUGUAAAAAGAGAUGUGAGAUUUAGAGAAAGCCCUGUUUCUUUAUUUGCACUGUGGUUUAUAGUUUCAACUUUUUUUUAUAUCAUGUAAUCGAUAUAAACCGAAGUCAGGCAGAAUUGAUGUCAUCACGUAGGAAACGAAUGGGAAAAUUAAUUGAACGCAAAACACCUCGAACUACUACUAUAUCCAUACGGAAUUUGCAUCAUAAACUGAAAAUGCUACCGAAGUGGUAUCGAGCCGAUAACCAGAAACAGUUUCUUUACACGCUAUGAAUUAUUCUACCAUUAUGUUAAUUGGUCAAGAAUUCAAAGCCUGCUAUCGCGUCAACGUCAAAAAGAUGCCAUCUGAAAAACCAUUCAGCACCUCGAGGUAAACAAAGAGAAAACACGAUGAAAUUAGGUGGAAAGAAUACCACUACAAGUCCCGUGCAAAAAUCAAAUCUUAUCCGGCGCUACUCUUGAGAUUUACAACACAGAGGACCACAUUCAGCAACUAUAUUGUCACUAAUUGUUAUAACGGAUUCGAGUCAUCCGUUUUAACUUGCUAAUGGCUCAUCGCUAAAUGCUAAUGUAAAGAACGAUUACAUAGAACAGUUGAAAACAUUUAUUCAUACACGUCUCAACUGCUGAAUUUUCCCUGUGGAAAAUUCUUAAAAUCCUUAACCGGCUCCCGGUUAGCUCAUUUGGUUAGAGCGCUGGACUUGUGUGCGGGAGGUCGAGGUCGAUGGUUCGAG